AUGGUUCAGAAGGCCAACGACGAGCCCCACUGCAGCGGCCUCGCCUGGAUCAAGCGGGGUCUCGCGCAGCCUACCGGCCUCACCAGCCACAGCGGCCUCGCCUGGAUCAGUCUGGACACUGACGUCGGUCUGCACACUGACGUCGGUCUGGACACUGACGUCGGUCUGGACAUUGGUGCCGGUCUGGACACUGACGUCGGUCUGGACACUGACGUCGGUCUGGACACUGACGUCGGUCUGGACACUGACGUCGGUCUGGACAUUGGUGCCGGUCUGGACACUGACGUCGGUCUGGACUCUGGCGUCGGUCUGGACAUUGGUGCCGGUCUGGACACUGACGUCGGUCUGGACUCUGGCGUCGGUCUGGACAUUGGUGCCGGUCUGGACACUGACGUCGGUCUGGACACUGACGUCGGUCUGGACAUUGGUGCCGGUCUGGACACUGACGUCGGUCUGGACACUGACGUCGGUCUGGACAUUGGUGCCGGUCUGGACACUGACGUCGGUCUGGACACUGACGUCGGUCUGGACAUUGGUGCCGGUCUGGACACUGACGUCGGUCUGGACACUGACGUCGGUCUGGACUCUGGCGUCGGCGGACAACGGGUCGGGUAA
Pollicipes pollicipes is the source of this 615-nucleotide messenger RNA. RefSeq lists its product as uncharacterized. The transcript has 3 exons. Bases 1 to 615 code for a protein of 204 amino acids. The record is from RefSeq and is a predicted model, not a curated record. Lineage: Eukaryota; Metazoa; Arthropoda; Thecostraca; Pollicipedomorpha; Pollicipedidae.